AUGUCCAACUGGUUCGGAGACUUGGAUUUGGCAUACAAAUAUGUCCUUGUCUUUGUGAGCUUGCUCGUCAUCACCAUUAUUGGUGGAUUCAUCAAGGUUCUCUACAACCGCCAAAAGCUGAGGAAGGCUGUAAAGACGGAACUGGAAGCUGGACCCAAGGAGGACACGGUCGAACUGAACCAGCGCGAAAAGGAUGAGGGAGACUUGUUUGGCAUCCGGGCUAUCGAGGCGGGUUUCUACGCUGGUGUUGCCCAGUCGCGUCCUACAUCAAGAGCCGGAUCCGUCAUGAGCGACCAUGCCGCUAUGAGCAACAGCACUCUGGUGGGAGGCAGCGUCAACUCGCCGCUCAUGAAGGGCCAGUCCAACAACAACAGCACGCUCAGCCUGAACCUCAAUGCAACCAGCGACUCAACCCGCCGUACCUCGCCGCCCACGGUGAAGCUCCGUCCCUCCGAGGCCGAACUGACUGGACGACACCACAUGGUCGACAUGUCGCUUCAAGUGCCCCCGUCUCCCGGCCUGCCUCGUGGAUCGUCUUCGCCCACGUUUGACAUGUCUGACAACGACCAUGAUGACUUUGGGCGGUCCUACAGCCCGUCUGGCCAAUCGCCGUACAACCCGCCCACGGGCAAGCUGCCGACGAUUCCCAACAUUGCCAUGAGCAAGGAACGCCGCUCGCCAUCGCCGGAGAACACUUACCCUCGCGUGCAGGUCCACGAGCCGAACUAUGCGCCUGCACUGUCAUUGUCCGCUACGCCUGGGCGAGUCGAGCCGCAAGCAUACUCGGCGCAGCACGAACGGGGCGGAAGCGAUGCGAGCAGCCACUACUACAGCAGCGCCAAGCGGGGCUGGCACGAGGCGGAUGGGCGCAGUGCGGAGCGCCAAGUGUCCGUGUCGACGACAAUGUCCGGUGGUCGGACGUCGUCGAUAUUCGCAUCGGUUGCUAGCGACGACGAGCACGAGCAGGGACCCACGCAGCCGCCAUCGAGCACGCUUCUUGUCCCCGCGCCUGUGGGAGGCAACGACGGGCGGUUGAGCGAGUUCUACGAGGCCUACUACCGCAACGAGCACUACCGCACCGAGCACGCCUUUGAUCGGCAGUCGGCCAUGGGCGACGACGACGCGUCGCCAGCAGCAACGCCCACCGUCUUCAAGUAG
Molecule: messenger RNA, 1158 nt
Organism: Exserohilum turcica Et28A
Lineage: Eukaryota; Fungi; Ascomycota; Dothideomycetes; Pleosporales; Pleosporaceae
Exons: 4
Coding region: 1-1158 (385 amino acids)
Source: RefSeq, a predicted model, not a curated record